Cooperia oncophora is the source of this 369-nucleotide messenger RNA. The record is from the annotation of a GenBank genome assembly. Lineage: Eukaryota; Metazoa; Nematoda; Chromadorea; Rhabditida; Trichostrongylidae.
AUGGAAAAAGAAUCGUGUUCUAAUCCAAGCGGCAGCGCUCUUCGUGCCACCUGCGAAGUUGACUAUCCUUAUUUUCCCUUUCGCCUUCCUGUCGACUACGUCCUCGUGUCCAGGACUGACGAUCUCAGCCGGCAGUAUCAAAGGACCCUUUUCGAGCAGGCUGCCCGUAAAGAGGGCCUCAUCAUCAAUCAUGAGUACGCGGGUCCAGUCUGUUUCACACUGAUCAGUACGCCGUUUCAACGACUCUGUCGAGAAGCCGAGAAACUGCAAUUGUCGUUUCCUCUUAGAGAUUGCCCAGUGAAUCCAGCUGCUCCGGCGUGUUGUAUCACUCUUUCCAACGCAUUCAUCACCGAUGAUACGGGUAAGUAG